Molecule: messenger RNA, 213 nt
Organism: Medioppia subpectinata
Lineage: Eukaryota; Metazoa; Arthropoda; Arachnida; Sarcoptiformes; Oppiidae
Source: the annotation of a GenBank genome assembly
AUGGAUCUAUCUCGGAGUCAACUCUAUUCGUUCACAAUCUGUCACAACAACGAACCGGUCAUUCAUUUGGCCGACAAUUCAGAGACCGAGAGUCAGUUUAGCCCUAAUCGUUUAAGCGUCACUUCUAUGCGUCUAUUAUUGAUGACGAGGCCUCCCAUCGAAGUGGGCUUUUGGGCGCUUAUGGAUAUUUGCAAUUGUCUGCCUUUAAUAUAG